UACUCGUCGAGCCUACCAGACGCGGCAGCAGCUUCUCGUCGAGCCCAAACAAAGACCGACGACUCAGGUCAGGGAGAGAGAGAGAGAGAGAGGGAGGGAGAGCUAAACCCGGCGGUGCCGGUGCCGGUGAGGCGAGACCCGAAGCCAGAGCGGGUGGUGCCGCCGCGGGGAUGGCGAGCAGGGCGGCGGGGAGGGGCGGGAGGCCGCUGCUUGGGGGCGGCGGCGCGGGAGGAGGGAGGCGGGCAGGGAAGCCGUCCAAGGCGAUCCUGGCCGCGCUGCUGCUGGCGCUGGCUGCGCUGCUGCUCCUCCUGGCGCUGGGCGCGCUCUCGCUCCCCGCCGGCUCCGACGGCGCGGACGGCCGCGGCGCCGCGCUCUCGCUCCACCGCCCGCGCUUCCGCAGAUCCGCCUCCGAGUCGAGGCUGGAGAUGCGCGGGGAGAAGGGGGAGCCGUGGACGGAGGUGCUGUCGUGGGAGCCACGGGCGUUCCUAUACCACAACUUCCUCUCCAAGGAAGAAUGUGAGUAUUUGAUUUCAUUGGCAAAGCCUCACAUGAAGAAGUCGACAGUGGUUGAUUCGGCAACUGGAGGUAGUAAAGAUAGCAGGGUAAGAACAAGUUCAGGAACGUUUCUUAGAAGAGGCCAGGACAAAGUAAUCCGUACCAUUGAGAAAAGAAUAUCAGAUUUCACCUUCAUACCUGCAGAGAAUGGAGAGGGCCUUCAAGUUCUCCACUAUGAAGUUGGACAGAAGUAUGAACCUCACUUUGAUUACUUCCAUGAUGAUUUCAACACCAAAAACGGAGGCCAGCGUAUAGCAACUCUUCUUAUGUACCUUUCGGAUGUUGAAGAGGGUGGUGAGACCGUGUUUCCUUCUGCUAAAGUGAAUAGCAGCUCAAUACCAUUUUAUAAUGAGCUGUCUGAAUGUGCAAAGAGGGGUAUAUCUGUCAAACCAAAGAUGGGAGAUGCAUUGCUUUUCUGGAGCAUGAGGCCUGAUGGAACCCUGGAUCCCACAAGCCUUCACGGGGGGUGUCCAGUAAUAAAAGGUGACAAAUGGUCAUCUACAAAGUGGAUUCGUGUUCAUGAGUACAAAGUUUAGGCAUAACAAACCGGAGACUUAAGGUUAUGCACCAAUUCUUGAAUAUGUGGACGUUUUAGCACAUGAUGAGGACUCCAGUUUUCCAUACAGGAUCGCUUACAUUUUUUUUUCUAGCUUAACCAAGGUUUUGUCUUGGUCGCUUUGUUGUACAUUAACUUGUUGAUUAGGCUUAUGAACCAUGAUCAUUCAGAGAUGUAUUUGUUGAGUGUAUAAAUAAUCAGUUGCCCUCCUAUUGCAAAUCGAGAUAGUAAUUGGUGUGAAACUCGAAAAUGUUCUUCAGCCCUCAAGAGACUGGUCGCCUGGUAUCGUGGUCAUUAAUCUCCUUGGGAUCAGCAAUUCAUUAUGCUAUUGUGCUA
Molecule: messenger RNA, 1447 nt
Organism: Brachypodium distachyon (stiff brome)
Lineage: Eukaryota; Viridiplantae; Streptophyta; Magnoliopsida; Poales; Poaceae
Product: probable prolyl 4-hydroxylase 3
Exons: 8
Coding region: 171-1091 (306 amino acids)
Biological process (GO): peptidyl-proline hydroxylation to 4-hydroxy-L-proline
Cellular component (GO): endoplasmic reticulum
Molecular function (GO): procollagen-proline 4-dioxygenase activity; L-ascorbic acid binding; iron ion binding
Source: RefSeq, a predicted model, not a curated record